UAUUUUUCAGCCUGAUGCAUAUAAUGGGUACAUCCAUUGAACUGUGCCACAUCCACUGAACUGUGUCAUUCUUUAAUCUAUAAUUUGGAAAAUGACAAGCAUGAACUUUAACAUCUAGUCUGUGGAACGCUAUGCUUUAAAUCUCACCUUUAUAACCUUCUUGAUUCGAGAGUCUGGACAAUAUUUACUUAAUCGUGUUAAUGCUUUUUUUUUUGCAUUUGCGUUGCUACAUUUCCAAGUGCAGAUGAUAAUUUUGUCCUAAAUGUAAAUUUGACAUUUUUGAAAUGGAAAUGAAUGGGAGAGCCAUUUUAGAAGAGAGGAGGGGAAACUAAUGGUGUCACGGAGGAGGCACCGAGCCUCCUGCUUAUUAACUGCACUUCACAUCAUUCAGUACAUAAAUAUCAGGUGCCUGGGAAGCACCGCGGAAAGGAUCUGUUCAUCAGGGGAAGGCAGUUCAGCACCUGGACAGCUCCACUGCUUGACUUGCUGCUGCCGCACCUCCUUGUUGUAAUCGCAGCUGGGAAGAAGUAAUCGCGCAGACUGAGUGUGACAGCGCUGGGAUCGCCCCGCUAUAGCAUGAACCCCCAAUAACUAAAACUACGGGACCUGGGAGCAUCGGGGGGCUCUCGUUUCCUCCCGACCGAUUUCAUCGAUUUGUUUUUCUACGACUCCACUAUCCACUCGAGAUAAUUGUAUAGAGGUGUUGACUUUUCUUCCCCACCAAAGACACGAUGCGUGGGGACAAAGUUAACUAACAGGCAGCUCUGUGCUUAUUGGGAAGUUGGAUGAACUUCAUUUAUCAUAUACUAUUUAUUGCUCCGCAGGCUCCCGUUUAGCCGCUGCCCAAGGAAAGUGCUUGUAAUGCUAAGGCUGAAGAAACGCUAAGUCGCGAAGUUCAGGUUAAACAUCCGAUGCAAAUCAUGUAAAUGAGAAAUCUGCUACGGUUCGACUGGUUGCAUCACUCAGCAGGGCUCUAAUAGCUCCAGGAAAAGCCAAGCUUUCCAUAAGGGAUGGUAUAGAGUUUGAUGUUAUUAGCGGGGGAUACCCCAAUGUGCCCGCAGCUUACACAGAUGCUUUCACGGUCCGGGGGUCUCCCAGCCUUGGCAGCGCAGCUCUCUCUCUAAAGUGGCAACUGUGGGCUCUGGUGCGACUGCAGUAUGAUUAUAUGUAACAUCAGUGCGAUAAAAGACUGGGGCUCUUUUCUGUCUCAGAUCCUGCCCAGAGUCAACAAAACCCUGCGUUUGGUUCAUCAAGGUAUAAACACUGUGGAAGCAACAACCAGCUCGAUGGUGAGUGUCUUACAGGAGCCGGAGCAGACGAGCUACCUUCCCCAUACCGAACCCAUGAAUGCCACUAAUUUCACCACUGGGCUGGAUCACCUCAUCCACUAUUCUUAUUCGGAAUCGGAAGAGGACCAGUUGUACAAGGACUACAAACCGCCUCCCAAGGAACCAGUGCCCUUGCCCAAGGCUGUGCUCUACCUCUUGAUGGCUGCCUUGGUGAUGGUGGCAGUGGCAUAUGCUAUUGUUGGCCAUAUUAUCAAGGAUCUUAUUCAUGACUUUAUAGAUUGGAUAUUUGGCUCCAGCCCAGAAGUCAAAGGCAACAAAUCAGACAUCAACUGUAUCAGCCAAAGUGUGAAUGAGACGACCGAGAAUCCAGAUCUCUCCUUGUCCUCGUUACAUCAAGAGCAAUUGCCCUCCCAUUCUGGAGACUUUCUUAUCUGCAUGGAUGAGAUUUCCCACAUAUCCCAGCAAACAUAAUAGUCCUCAAGGUUAUUCCUUUGUACAUUCCUGAAGAGCUGGUUUAUUUAUGGUGAGAGGGGGAACAAUAGUGGGACUGAGAACUUCUAAUUUUUUUGAACACAAACAUUUUUAGGCACACAUCUUGUGUAUUAAAAAGAAGCACUCUGAAUUUCCUAAGAAGAGCAAUUGUUGCUAGAAUAUUUGCUAGAGUAUUUUGCUAGAAACAAGAACCCUGUGGGCAGAAUGAUACAUACGUGUUCCUUCUUAAACACAUCUAAGUGGCAUGGAAACGGAGGAUGUUGGAAACAAUGCCUUGGCCUGACUAUAUUAUGACUAUACUUGUCAAACCGUUCUACAUCCAGGAACGUACAAUAGUACAGUAUACCUGCUGCUAUUUUGUAAGACUGUCCAUCAAUUCCAACAUCAACGUUAUUUUAUAAUAUUUUUACCUGAAGUGUACACUUGACAGCUAUCUCUGGGCUUACACAGAUAGCAGACUGCAAAGAAGAAUUUUUAACAGGACAAUUGAGAUGCAUUCACUACAAGGGAAAUGUCAUUUCAUUGGUUUGUUAGUGGUACAGUAAGUUCCUGGGCUGUUACAGUUGAACUACAAAGCAACUGCAACAAGGUAAACACGCUGUCUAGAUGUAAUGACAGGUUUAUUGUACCAAGACAAAAAGGGACAUGGCAUAUUUUUAAGUGAUAGACUAUUGACAUGUACAUUGUAAUCUUAGCAUAAAAACACUAAAGAAGGAUAGUGUUUUUUUAGAUACAAAAAUACAGAAUCUGUAUUGUAUUUUGUUACUUGUACACUGGUUUAAGCUAUUACUCCCUAAUGUGAGAGUUAAUUCCUUUUCCUUAUACCCAAAAUGUACUGUAAAUAGAACAAUAGGAUAAUUCUGAAAACUAUUUAUCCUAUAAGCAACCAUGACAAAAGGUUUAGGGGAGGUAUUAUAUAAGCCCCUGCUUGUUUCUGGCAGUAGUGUGUUUAAAGCUAUUGAUAGAGCUUCUUUCCUCUAGUAUUUAAUUGAUGCCCUUCCUAUUAUUUUUAUACUUCUAUAGUGUUCCUUUUUGUUUAGAUAUUAACUAGGCCUGAACAAAAGUUGAACCACAAAGAGGGCUUGAAUUUAAAAUGCCUGGAAACCUCUAAUUUAAGUAUAAUGUUAUUAAUAAAACUUUAAAGAGUUUUGGGUCUACUAUUGAUACUUUAGUUGCAUCUGUAGCACAUUUACUAUGGGGACAUUACACUACAACCCCAGGAGCAGGUCUAGAGCACUAAGGGACAUAAGGGACACCCUCUUAUUUAAACACAUUUGUGUCAAGGGACUGUCUGUAAUUAUGGGCGAAAUAAUUUGGCAGGCAUGGAUUUGCGGUGGAUUUCUGUGUUUCGCCAUUGGCAGAUUUUUUCUGCGAA
Xenopus tropicalis (tropical clawed frog) is the source of this 3156-nucleotide messenger RNA. RefSeq lists its product as uncharacterized. NCBI's taxonomy places the organism in Eukaryota, Metazoa, Chordata, Amphibia, Anura, Pipidae. The transcript is spliced from 2 exons. The record is from RefSeq and is a predicted model, not a curated record. Bases 1158 to 1760 code for a protein of 200 amino acids.